Messenger RNA from Myripristis murdjan (pinecone soldierfish), 1440 nucleotides. RefSeq names its product ICOS ligand-like. Gene Ontology annotation, biological process: cell surface receptor signaling pathway; cellular response to lipopolysaccharide; immune response. Lineage: Eukaryota; Metazoa; Chordata; Actinopteri; Holocentriformes; Holocentridae. Bases 241 to 1146 code for a protein of 301 amino acids. The record is from RefSeq and is a predicted model, not a curated record. Gene Ontology annotation, cellular component: external side of plasma membrane. The transcript is spliced from 6 exons.
AAGUGUUAUGUUAAUGCGGACUGAGCAGGUAUGCUGGCUAAUUUGUUUAGUGUGUGCUUCCAUUUUUGGCCCUAACAAUCGUCGGCAUCAUUGCCUCAGCAGCAUAUCAGGUAUGGCACGACAGGCCCCGACAUGACUGACUGUGAAUUCCUGGGUGCUGCAGAGUGGUGUUGAGCGAGUUCUGCUGUAGUUUUGAGCUGUUUUCACCUCUUGUGCGCGCAAACGUGCGCUCACUUGGCCAUGCCGGCUCUGUGGCGCACAGGGCUGCUGUUCAGCUUCAUCACCUCCAGCUCCUGUCUGGGAAAGGAGUGCGUCUUUGGGUUAGUUGGACGUCCAGUUUCACUGUCCUGCAUAACUGAUGAAGCAAACGUGAAUGUUUCCAUUGAGUGGAACAGAGACGAUGAGAUGGUGUUGAGAUCACAAUGGGAUCAGAUGGAAGUUGUGAUGGUGUGGUAUGCUUUUUACACAAACAUGAGUACGACAUUGUCCACUGCCACUGGAAACCUCUCUCUGAAGUUGUCCACAGUUUAUCCCAAACAUGGCAAAACAUACAGGCUGUUCAUCACUGGGGAGGAUCAGGACAAUCCGCUGUGCACCAUGUGCUUCAGGAGAGCAGCCAGUUUCAGCUACCCGGUACUCCAAAGAGAGGACUCAGUAGAUGGGGAUGAGACUGUCUUCGUGUGUCAAUCCAGCGGUGGCUUCCCUGAACCUGAGGUGUCGUGGCUCAUCAACAAGACUGAGCAGCCGCCCAACAGCUCAGUGCAGACCCAGGUGGCACUGCUCCCUGACUCCUCACUCUACAACAUCACAAGCCAUCUGACCAUCAACAUUUCACAAGACACCAGUGUGUCGUGCAUCAUAGAAAACCAGCCCAUGAAUGAAACCUUAACAUCGACGAGCUAUGCCGUGCAGGUCAGCAAGGUGGUGAAUCGAGCAUCAGAGGCCAUGUGGAUCUUCAGCACGGCUCUGUGCGUGGUGGUGGGACUCAUGGUGCUGGCAGGUCUGGCCUAUCAGAUCUAUCUGGACAGAAUGGACAAGAAGCACUACCAGCCAGACAGAGGAUACAGGGGCACCACUGUGGACACGGAGGAGACCGUGGGGAUGAACUCGGAGCCAGUGCGCCCUGUUAUUGAGACUGAUGUGUGAAAAUGACUGCUGAUCAAUACUUAACAUCAGGUUUACAGCCUGAGAUAAUAGAGCACUGAUUUGUAAAUAUUUGUACUUUGUGGCUACUCUAUAUUCUAUAUAGGUGACUGUACUUUUAGAAACCAGCUCAAAAGGUACAGAAAACAGCAGGGAACAUAAAAUUGAAAGUUUAAUUUGUGCAUCCUCACUUGGUUUCAGGCCGGUAUUUUUCCAUUUCCUUGCACAACAUAGAAAUUACUCAUCUCUCUACUCCACUUCCUGAGACAUUCCUGUAUAAUCACUGGACCCUACUUU